Molecule: messenger RNA, 1887 nt
Organism: Xenopus tropicalis (tropical clawed frog)
Lineage: Eukaryota; Metazoa; Chordata; Amphibia; Anura; Pipidae
Gene: or8bo1
Product: olfactory receptor family 8 subfamily BO member 1
Exons: 2
Coding region: 693-1685 (330 amino acids)
Biological process (GO): signal transduction; G protein-coupled receptor signaling pathway; detection of chemical stimulus involved in sensory perception of smell
Cellular component (GO): plasma membrane; membrane
Molecular function (GO): G protein-coupled receptor activity; olfactory receptor activity
Source: RefSeq, a predicted model, not a curated record
CCUCAGAUCUCUAUGACCUGUAAAAAAAGCACUCAGCCUUCGACCUUGUGCUUUUCUGUGGUCAUGGAACUCCUCAGUGACUAUAUUUUACAACAAAGUAUACAUUAUUCACUAUAUAAUACACAAGAGCCAUGAAUAGGCUGUAAACCUUAUUGGUGCUUAGUCUUGUCAUCAAGUAUAAUCGGUGCUUAGUUAUGUCAUUUCUAUCACAUGACUCACUGAAACUUGUGUAGUAUAAAACAUUAUGUACCCCGUUUUGUAAAAUACAGGGAUAAAAGAAAUCACCCAAGUUCUAUGGCCUGUAUAAAAGCACUCAACUGUUUUAUAUGGUCAUUGAGCUCCUCGUUUUCUUUCUAAUAUCAUUAAAUUUUACAAUAGGGGGUACAUUAUUCACUAUGUAAACGGAGCUUAGUGAUGUUAUGACUAAUAAACAGUGCUUAGUGAUCAUUAAUCAAUGCUUAGCAUCAAGUCACAUUUUAAAACUGUGUCUUAUGUUUUUUUUAUAUAGUCAUUGAACUCCUUGGUAACUUUACAAAUAAUUAAGUACCAAUGUAAUUUAAUGUAAUUAGAAUUCUCUUUGUUUUGUUCUUAAGAUCCACUUUCUUUUGGACUAGGAAAAUAAUUAAGCAUCCUACAAACAUAUACAGGACCUUUUAAAAUGAAUCAAGAAGCUAUAUUGAAUAUCUCUGGAAAUGGAAGCAGAAAAUUACACUGCAGUUCCAUUUUUCAUAAUCAAGGGGAUUUCUGACAACCCAAAGUUUCAGGCUCCCAUUUUCAUUCUGGUUCUCCUGAUUUAUCUUUUUGCUGUUGGUGGCAACAUAGGCAUUCUUUUCCUUGUGGGCAUGGAUUCUAAGCUUCAUAAUCCCAUGUACUUCUUCCUUGGAAACCUGUCUGUCCUUGAUAUCUCUUCCAUCACAGUCACACUGCAUAAGACUCUAGCCAUAUUUCUCACCGGGAAUAAAACAUUAUCCUUCCCAGGCUGCAUAACACAAGUGUAUUUUUUUAUGGCUUUAGAAUGUACUGAGUUAUUAAUUCUGGCUGCCAUGAGUUUAGAUCGCUAUGCUGCUAUUUGUAAUCCUUUGCAUUAUCCCAUGAUUAUGAACCCUAGAACCUGUGCAUUUUUGGCCAGUGUUUGCUGGGUAUUGGGUUUUAUUGAAGUUAUACCACAUGCUGUAAUAACAAAUAACCUCUCUUGUUAUACAUCAAAUGAAAUAAAUCACUUCUUUUGUGAUGUUUUACCUCUGAUGAAAAUUUCCUGUAGUGAUACCUCAUUGUUAAAGCUCUGGAUUGUUACAGAAGGAGUGUUUGUCUCAGGAGUUGUGCCCUUGGUAACCACACUUGUUCCUUACAUUUUCAUUAUCCGUGCUAUCCUUAAGGUUCGUUCAACAUCUGGGAGACAAAAGGCCUUCUACACCUGUUCAUCCCAUGUGACAUUGGUCAUUGUUCUUUAUUUAACCCUCUACUGUCUAUACUUAACUCCCUCCUCAGAGAACACAUUGGAUUCUCAUAAACUCUUUUCUCUUUUUAACACAGCAGCAGUUCCCAUUCUGAAUCCACUCAUUUACAGUCUAAAAAAUAAAGAUGUAAAGUCAGCAGUGAAACGACAACUGCAUUACUUGUACUGUAAAAUGAUUUAUCCGCUGACUUUAAAUUUUAAAAAAUGUGAAAAACAUAUUGAAAGCUGAUUAUAACUUUUCUUUUUUAUAAUGGUUGAAAUGCCCACUAGACAACAUUUUCAAUGAACAGUUAAUAUGUGGGAAUGCCUACAGUACUAGCAUAAUGUUAUAGUAUCUCUCUGUACAGACCAUGGGAAAAAACUAAGAAGUUGCCUGUGUUAUGAAAAGUUCCAUUUAUCACUCUGUAUGAUUGUACAUUAAGCAGGUUGGC